This is a messenger RNA of Zingiber officinale, 2137 nucleotides long. RefSeq names its product beta-1,3-galactosyltransferase pvg3-like. Gene Ontology annotation, cellular component: Golgi membrane. The coding region runs from base 1057 to 2013 and encodes 318 amino acids. Lineage: Eukaryota; Viridiplantae; Streptophyta; Magnoliopsida; Zingiberales; Zingiberaceae. The record is from RefSeq and is a predicted model, not a curated record. The transcript has 5 exons. Gene Ontology annotation, molecular function: hexosyltransferase activity.
CCCACCUUAAAACCCCUUGAGAACCACCUCCUCUCGGCUCCGUCACCGAGAUUGCUGGUUAGCACCCCGCCGGAAAGACCCAGCUCUGCCUCCAGCUCGUCCCAUGACCCAGUCUCUCUCCUCUUUCUCAUAUUUCUCCUUCUAUCUUCUCGACCACAUCCUACUUGCGGCUGCCUACUCCUCCCAUGAUCUCAUAUCCCCCCAACUGCUGCAGAAAGCCUCCUCGCCAAUCCACCUACCCACCGCCCAAUCAGACUCAUCGUGAUAGGCAUCGCCGCAUUAUUUCUCUCCGACUUCGACAAUGUCCUUGGUGACCUAAAAAAGCGGUUUUUCCUCGUCUGCAAGAUCAUCGCCAAGUUCAAGGAACAGACGACGCGUUUUUGGUUGGUUGUGGUGGUGACAAUCAGGUCGGCAACGUUGUGGGAUCAUCGGAGGGGCCGACCGGGACGAGGGCGGGCAACUACUCCAGACGGCAGGUUUGUUCGGCAUUGGGGCUCUCGUCGGCAAACUGCGUUAAUACUAAGAUUAUUCUUAUUGUGGGAAGAACUAAUUGCUGAAAAACAAUGGUUUACUGAGGACAACCAGGAGGAUGCAAGUGGUAGUUGCAACGCACUUGCCUAGGGCUUCUUGCGAGUUUGUGAUUGUCAGAGAUGGAGUGUUUGAUUUCGACCUAUAAAGAACUUGAAGCAGCUAAUUUGGAUGUUUUGUGCAGCUAUUAAUCCGCAUCGAGGAUAAAAGAAAAGCUUGUCAUGUGAGCUAACAUGCAGACAGUCACGUAAGUGGCUUAGCACCAAAUCUUUAACAACACGGUUUACUUUUUUUGAGAGUGGACGUUGACCACCGUGCAAACUACGAUGAGUGUUAUUAAAUAGAGUCAACUGGCCUUGGAAGGAUGCAGUAGGGCUAUUGAAGUCCAAAUACUCCAUUCAAAAGAAUAUUAUACUGAUGUUGUUGAAGGGUGAAUAGCUUCCUACGGAAGAUCCUGUGGAGCCAAGUAAUAUUUUCUGAUCUACGCAUAGGCACAACCAUGCCUCUCUACAAGUAGCCAAUCUAUUAAUGAAAUUUGACAUGAUGAAGCUUUCACCGGGCUCAUCUUGCUCCAUCCUCUCCUUCAGCCUCCUUCCAGUAUCACUCAUUGCCUUUCUCUUCUUCGUCAUAUACCCCAACGAAUUCCGCCUCCAAUCUUUACUUACCUCGAGCAGUCACUGCACCAACUCCUCUUCCAUUGCUGCCUUGGUCGAGUCAGUGACACCGAAGUCAGACUUUCGACUAUUGAUGGGUAUCCUCUCCCUCCCUGACAACUAUGAGCGUCGUCACCUCUUGCGCGAUGUCUAUGCCCUCCAGUUCAGAGACUUCCCCGGUGCUACCAUUGACGUGCGCUUUGUCUUUUGCAACUUGACCAAGGAUGAAGAACGCAUACUAGUGGGUGUGGAGAUCUUGCUCCAUAGAGACAUCAUAAUCCUCAAUUGUCAAGAGAAUAUGGACCGAGGAAAGACAUACACCUACUUCUCUACUGUGGCUAAGCUUUUCUCUCAUGCGCCCUAUGACUACGUGAUGAAAGUAGAUGAUGAUGCGUACUUUCGGUUGGGCAAGUUAGCAGAGUUGUUAAGGGAAAUGCCACGAGCAGAGGUAUACUAUGGGCUAAACAAUUGGUGCUCGACAAGGCACAAAGUGCCAGAGUAUAUGUUAGGGAUGGGCUAUGGAUUGUCAUGGGACCUGGUAGAGUGGGUGGCUACAUCAGACAUCCCGAGGAAGCAUGCAGUGGGGCCGGAGGACUUCCAAACAGGACUGUGGAUCAAGGAAGGGAAAAAUGGGACUAGGACGUUCUAUAAUAUGGAGCCGCGAAUGCAUGACUUCAAUGAAGAAGAGUCAUCCACAUGUUAUCGACACGAUAUGAUUCCAGAUUCCAUGACAGUCCACAAGCUCAAGAGCCGCCAACGGUGGGCGGCAACUCUAAGUUACUUCAAUGUCACUGCUGGGGUGUAUCCCUCCAAGCUAUACCAUUUGAAUUGAUAUCAAUUCAUGUUUUCCCUUUUUGUUUGUGUUCAUGUAUUAUUACUUAUAAACAUUCUAUUUGACUGAAUUCAUGUUGUCCUAUGAUUUACUUGAACCGUCAAACUUUAAGUAUGAUUCCAUU